Styela clava is the source of this 1452-nucleotide messenger RNA. Its product is annotated as cytochrome c1, heme protein, mitochondrial-like. The record is from RefSeq and is a predicted model, not a curated record. Gene Ontology annotation, molecular function: electron transfer activity; heme binding. Gene Ontology annotation, biological process: mitochondrial electron transport, ubiquinol to cytochrome c. Gene Ontology annotation, cellular component: respiratory chain complex III. Lineage: Eukaryota; Metazoa; Chordata; Ascidiacea; Stolidobranchia; Styelidae.
UGUUUUUAAACAUUUUUGUUGUUUGCUUAGUUUAUCUACUAAUUUUCUCUUACCACUGUGUAAAUGAGACUUGCUCCAUAAUUAGGGGCGAAUACUCCAAUACCGGUUACUUCUGUACUUAGUUAAAUUCCUGAACAAAAAGUAUAAUUAUGGCGACUCUAAUCUGCAGAGGAGUUUCUUCCAAACUUCUAAAAGUUCAAAAUUCUACAUCAACGAAGAAUUUUUCAACAUUCGUAAAGAAGAACAAGAUUGUACUUGGAGCUUCUGCUUUGCUUGUUGGGGGUGGGGCAGCAACGAUGGCAGCACUCCAUCAAGCUGUUUAUGCGUCUGAUCUCAUUCUUCAUCCACCUGCGAUGCCAUGGGAACAUAAUGGCAUUUUUACAACACUAGAUACAGCUAGUGUUCGACGAGGAUUCGAGGUUUACAAACAAGUAUGUGCUGCUUGCCAUAGUCUCGAAUAUGUCGCUUUCCGAAAUUUAGUCGAUGUCACUCACACAGAAGAUGAAGCGAAAGAACUAGCAAAGGAAAUUAUGGUGGCGGAUGGACCAAAUGACGAAGGUGAAAUGUUCGAAAGGCCUGGAAAACUCUUCGAUUACUUUCCAAAUCCUUAUCCAAAUGAAGAAGCAGCACGAGCAGCUAACAACGGUGCUCUUCCUCCAGAUCUGAGUUAUAUAGUAUUGGCUAGACACGGAGGGGAAGAUUAUAUUUAUUCACUUCUCACUGGAUAUUGUGAUCCACCUGCUGGUGUAACAAUGGCUGAAGGUCAAUAUUUUAAUCCAUAUUUUCCUGGGCAAGCCAUCGGAAUGGCCCAAGCAUUGUAUAAUGAAAUUAUAGAAUAUGAGGAUGGAACGCCUGCAACGCAAAGUCAGUUAGCAAAGGAUGUCUCUACAUUUCUACGUUGGUGUGCGGAACCAGAACAUGAUAAACGAAAGGAAUAUGGUUUCAGAGUGCUUGUUUUCUUCGCAAUAGCAUUUCCGUUGAUGGGAUUGCUUUAUAAAAGAACAUUCACUACACUCAAAUCAAUGAAAGUUCAGUUCAAGAAAUGAUAAUUUGUGUUCCUUUUGUUCUUUGUUCCAGAUCUCCAAUUUGAGAUUUAGCAUUUGGUAUUUCAGAAGAAAUUUUGAACCAUAAAUUUUAAUGAAUCUUUUAUUAUUAAUACUUCUAUAUGAACAACAUUUAGUAAUAGGUUAAAUUGUCUUGUCUAUUGAACAAUGCUCUUCUUUUAUUGAUUACGGUAAUUGUUUUCACUAUAUCCAGUUUGAUAGUGCUAAAUCUCAGAAUGGCGAAUUCUGUGACAUAAAAUUGUCAAAAUAAAUUAAUAGGAGUGCUCAGUUUAUUUAUCAAGUUCAUCAUAAGCGUUAUAUCUGUUUGUUCAAGGCUUAAGACUUUCUUCUUUUGUUUUUUGACUAACUGGUAUGCUCUUUUGAAUUAACAAUAUGUGCUUUAUUUAGA